Parastagonospora nodorum SN15 is the source of this 183-nucleotide messenger RNA. RefSeq lists its product as hypothetical. The transcript is spliced from 2 exons. The record is from RefSeq and is a predicted model, not a curated record. The coding region runs from base 1 to 183 and encodes 60 amino acids. NCBI's taxonomy places the organism in Eukaryota, Fungi, Ascomycota, Dothideomycetes, Pleosporales, Phaeosphaeriaceae.
AUGGCAUUUCAGAUGCAUCUGCAGCGGCACGCUCGCUUCGCGGACGCCGACAAACUAGAAGCAGUAAAUCACCGCGAAAGCACGCCGGAUCUAGGAGGAGACCCGACAUGCAAGGCUGUCGUAGAGCUAGGCCGCCUACUGGUCAUUUACAUCGACGAAGUUCGUACAAGCGGAGUGAUGUAG